AUGUUGAACCUUAGUCUCGAGGUUCACAGGGCCUUGCUCUUUGCAGUGAGUCGGGCAGAUGCGGCAGUAGUGGAUAUCCCCUUCGGAAAAGGUCUAGUGAAGAAUUCAUCCAGAGUUAACGAUCCCUACUCUCAAGCGGGUAUUCGAAGCAUGUUAGGGUCGGUCGGGUCACCUAAUGGAGAACUUGAUGCCGUCACGGCUAUGAUGGUCUCGUUACUCCGACAUGGCAUCAAAAUGGACUCUGGGAACUUAUCCGCCUGCUCGGAGGUGUUUGACAAAGAGGUUCAAUUGGUCAAACAGUCUCCCUUAGGGCCAGGCACCUACCUCCAGCUCUUGUUGGGUCGAGGUGCAGAUCCCUUUAGUGAUGGUGGACCCUUCGAAGUCGAGUCUCUGCUAGAAUUUGUGAUAAAACAGGGUGCUAAGCAAGAGAUGAAACUUCUCCUCAAAGGAUUAGAUGAGCACAGUAUAUCGUCUGAGGAAUUGGAAGAAAUUGUGACCGAAGUGGAGAGUCAAGUUAAGAGGAAGGACAAGCAGAACAUUUUGCCGCUCCUUCGUCGUGCAUGCUGCCGAAAGAAGCACCGAGAAAUGAUGCCAAUACCCUGGCGAUCCUAG
Molecule: messenger RNA, 612 nt
Organism: Penicillium subrubescens
Lineage: Eukaryota; Fungi; Ascomycota; Eurotiomycetes; Eurotiales; Aspergillaceae
Exons: 1
Coding region: 1-612 (203 amino acids)
Source: RefSeq, a predicted model, not a curated record